Molecule: messenger RNA, 3584 nt
Organism: Brassica rapa (field mustard)
Lineage: Eukaryota; Viridiplantae; Streptophyta; Magnoliopsida; Brassicales; Brassicaceae
Product: receptor-like cytosolic serine/threonine-protein kinase RBK2
Biological process (GO): protein phosphorylation
Molecular function (GO): protein kinase activity; ATP binding
Source: RefSeq, a predicted model, not a curated record
UCUCUUACCCAUGGUAACAUGGGCAUUUGCUAUGGUUCAUAGGUCCAAAUCUUUUUUGUGUUGUUUUAAAGUUUCAUUACAAUCUUUAAAAUUAUCAAAAAGAUUCAUAAUUAAGUAAACUUAAUUUAUUUAUUACAAGAUAAAAUAAUAAAAAAUCUGUACAUUCACCAUUAGUUUUGAGAUAUUUUUUCUAUUUGUUUUAGGUAGUGUUUUGAAAACUAGAGCAGACGUUGAUUCAACAUUAUAACUAGAUCAAUGGUCGGACCGGUCCAACUGGUUCAACUAGGUUUUAAAUUUUAACUAAAUUUUAUAUUAAGUAACUAUUAUAUAUAUAACAUAAAAUUAUCUUUAUAAAAUUUUAUAUAAUUAUUAGAAUCUAAAAAUGAUACGAAAACAAAAAUAUUUUUUAAAAAAUAAUAUAAAAUAAGAAAAAUAAUUUAUUUAGAUAUAUACUUAGAAAACAAUAUGAUUUUUUAUGAAAUAUUUUUAUAAUUUGCAGUUUAAAAAAAAUACUUGAAUUUGAAAAAAUAGGAUUUUCAUAUCAAUCUUGAUCACUGAUUUUAGCGAGUUUUACUAGUUUUUGAUCGGGUUUACCAAUUUAACUCAAAUCCGGUUUUUAGUAUAAUCCGAAAUCGAGUCACGGUCCGAUCGGCCGAUCUGGUCCAGCGGCCAGUCCGGUCCAGUUUUCAAAACAUUGAUUUCAGGUCUUAGAGUUCAAGUUAAAAGAUAUGCAGUGAAAAAAAUAUAGAGAAUAUUUAUAAAAGAGUCUAUAUUCUGUGUUUCGCCGAGGGUUAUUAUAUGGGUUGAGACGGCACUGUAUCUAAACUAAAAAACUAGUACUUUUUUAUUUUUUUUAUUUUACCUUUAUUUAAUAGAGUAGUUUGUUUGAUUUUGUUAACUAAUAAAUAAAAAAAUUGAGACUAAGGCGAUCCCUUAAUAUGAAAUGGAGACUAGAGUAAGAAGAUGUGCUGACAACAAGAAAGAAAUUAAAGCUGCUUCGCUCGUUUUCUUAUUUUUAUUUCCUAAAAUGGACAAAUAACAUUUCCUUACUAAAUAUGAAAAGUUGUGAAAAGUGUAUCUAACUAGAGCCCGUUAGACCAUGACCAAUUUUGAACAAGAGGGAGGGGUUAACAUAAGUUAUCUUGUCCUGACCCAAUCUGCUAAUUAAACAUACUUAAAUUCCUAAAACAAUUUUAGGGAGUCCAUUAGGCCCGCACAAAUUUUAAGCAGGAGAGAGGGAAAUAGAAAGCUACCUAAACAAACAAACAAACAAAACUAAUUGAACUUUGUGACAAAACAAAACCGAAGUGAUGAUACAAUAGUUUCACAUUACGCUAUUUUGAAUGUCCCACUACGUAAGAAUAGUUUAUUUUAAAAGGCUACUUCAGGCUGCCGUUGCUGUAUACGUAAAAGAUGCGUAUCGAAAACUUCCUAAACUUGGUGAACACGACGGUAUAAGCUGGUGAGUGGUGACGCUAAGGGUGGACAUUACAAGAAUGUAAACUGGAACUUAGUAAAGUUUAAAAUUAGAUUACUCAAGUGGCGGGAAUUUAAUAAGGCCCUUAAUAGAAAAAAGAAUCUCAACAAUGACUUUUGUCCUAAAAAGACUCUAAAUUAGGAGAUGGCUUUGGAUAAAGAGACGACUCCUCAGGAUUCUUUCAAUAAAUGAAGCUAAGAAAAGUGUCCACUCAAUUCAAAUAGAGAAAAUCAAAAGCAUACCAUUUAUAGGAUUAGAGUCUAAUUAAUAUUUUAACAAGAAAACUAAUACUCCUACUAAUAUAUUCAUUGGUCAACGGAAAACAAUUAAAUUAGUAAUCAAAUUCAAAACACAAAGACAAAACCUUUUAUUUCGGGUGUCUCGAGACGAAAAUUAAAAGUUCAAAAAUCCCUUCUAUUUGUUUCCUAUAAUCCUCUGUCUUUCAAUUUCUUAGGGUUUUGAGAAAAAAAAAACGUUAAAAGUGAUUUUAAUGGUGGUAGACAAAAGCAGCGAAGCUUCUCCUUUGUGCUGUGCUCUUCCAAUGUACAGCCCAAAAUAUUCAAGUUAUGUCACUGAAGAAGAUUCAAACGACCUGAACCAUACUCCAAAACACAAAAGAACCAAUGCUUUGCUCACUAAUUCUGAUUCAGUUCACGAUCUGAGAUGUCAAGAGGUAGAGAAAGAGAAGCAAGAUACUAACUCACCGAGAGGAGCCCUAGAAGCCUGCUUAACACGAUGCUCAAUCUCCUCCACCUCUUCCUCCUUAGACGACCCUCCUUCAAAUAGAGAAGCUGUUGAAAACGCAGACGCAGAAGCACGCAUCAAGAACCACAGAGCAUCUUCUAAUUGGGGAAAGUUCUUCAAACAUUGGAAACGCAAGUCCAUGAAACGCCUCUCUUCCUUUCCUCCAUUAGCACAUAGACGCAAUAAAAACGCAGAUACACACGUAGACGGUCUAAACGUUCACGACAUCUACGACUUUCAAUCAUCUCUACACAGCUUCUCAAUCACUGACCUAGAAAUCGCAACUGAUAACUUCAGCCCCGAAAAUAUAAUCGGAAGAGGCGGUUACGCAGAGGUUUACCAAGGGAUUCUACCAGAAGGGAAGCUAAUCGCUGUGAAACGUCUCAUAAAAGGCACACCAGACGAGAAGACAGCUGAGUUUUUGUCCGAACUUGGGAUUAUAGCUCAUGUUGAUCACCCUAACACGGCCAAGUUCAUUGGUUGUUGCAUCGACGGUGGAAUGCAUCUCGUUUUCUGGCUAUCUCCUCUUGGAAGCCUAGGCUCUCUCCUACAUGGACCUUCAAAAGAUAAGCUGACUUGGAACAGACGUUACAAGGUAGCGUUAGGAACAGCAGAUGGACUAAUGUAUCUACACGAGGGUUGUCAAAGACGUAUCAUCCAUCGAGACAUCAAAGCUGACAACAUCCUCCUCACUGAGGAUUUUCAACCGCAGAUAUGCGAUUUCGGAUUAGCCAAAUGGCUUCCUAAGCAGUUGACGCACCACAACGUAUCCAAAUUCGAAGGAACAUUUGGGUACUUUGCGCCGGAAUAUUUCAUGCACGGAAUUGUCGAUGAGAAGACCGAUGUUUUCGCCUUUGGAGUUCUUCUAUUGGAGCUUAUAACCGGCCAUCCUGCUCUUGACGAUUCUCAGCAGAGCCUUGUCUUAUGGGCGAAGCCGUUACUAGAAAAGAAAGAGAUAACGCAAUUGGUGGAUUCGUCUCUUGGAGAUGAGUAUAACGUAGAAGAGCUUAGCCGGUUAACUUCCACAGCUUCUUUAUGCAUAGAGCAGUCUUCUCUUCUACGACCCCGGAUGAGCCAGGUUGUGGAAUUAUUAUUAGGUCAAGGAGGUGUUGAUAUGACUCUAAGAGAAGACAAGAGAAAUAUGAUGCAACGUACGUAUUCUGAAGAUUUAUUAGAUAGUAUAGAAUAUAACUCAACUAAGUACUUGGGAGAUCUUGAUCACAUUCGAGAGGUUGCUUUAGCUUCUUGAAACUAAACAAAAAAAUAUCAUGUGAAAAAACUAUUUUGGUUUUUGUUCUUUGGAGAAUGUAAAUAUGAAACUCAAGUCUAGAUAUAGUAACCGUUUCACUCAUUUUAACUUCGA